This is a messenger RNA of Centropristis striata (black sea bass), 2304 nucleotides long. RefSeq names its product B-cell receptor CD22-like. The transcript has 9 exons. The record is from RefSeq and is a predicted model, not a curated record. The coding region runs from base 1 to 2304 and encodes 767 amino acids. Lineage: Eukaryota; Metazoa; Chordata; Actinopteri; Perciformes; Serranidae.
AUGGCUGUAGUCCUGACUCUCCUUCUCAGUGUCUGUCUGCUGCACGGUGCCCUGUGUCAAACACUUCAGUCAUUUAUGCCGCUGACUAUAGAGGUUCUGAGUGGAUCCUGUAUCUGUUUUAAUAUUAUUUUUGCAUUUAUUGCAUUUUUCAAAAUAGUCUACAGAUUGAAUGAGGAUGAAUGUUUCUUUAGUGACUGGUUGAUAUGUACCUUUCUACCAGCUGCUCCUCCCACACCGACUCUGACUGCGUCCACACUGAAGGUGAAGGAGGGAACCUCUGUGGGUUUGACGUGCUCUGCUCCAGCUCCCUGUCUGUCUCAUCCUCCAGCUCUGACCUGGACCCCCGGCCUGGGGGACGCUCAGGAGAAACUGCAGGGGAAUUGGGACAAAACUAAAGUCAAGCUCUCUGUUCUGAACUUCACUGCUUCUCACCUCCAUCAUGGGAAGAAGAUCUACUGUAAUGCCACCUACAACAAACAAGAUGGCAGCACUGAGUCAGCUGUUAGCACAAGUUUAACAGCUGAUAUUUCAUGUGCCCUGUGUAAAGAAUUUCAGUCAUUUGUGCCGCAGACUAUAGAGGUUCUGAGUGGAUCCUGUGUGACCAUACCCUGCUCCUUUAAUAUAGAGGACAGAGUUAAAUCACUCUUAGAUAGAUCAUGUAGGAUAUUGUGGAAUCAGUAUGAUAAUGACAAGACUAUGUUUGACAGUGGAAAUCCACAAACGUCUACAAUAAAGGGAGAACUGACAGGAAACGUGACAAAAAAAGACUGCACCACAACCCUGAACAACAUGAAACCUGCUGACAGCAAAACAUAUUACUUUAGACUGGAAUGCAACUAUGUCCUGAGAUACAGCUUUAAGGACAACAAAUUAGAUAUUAAAGUCAAAGCUGCUCCUCCCACACCGACUCUGACUGCGUCCACACUGAAGGUGAAGGAGGGAACCUCUGUGGGUUUGACGUGCUCUGCUCCAGCUCCCUGUCUGUCUCAUCCUCCAGCUCUGACCUGGACCCCCGGCCUGGGGGACGCUCAGGAGAAACUGCAGGAGAAUCAGGACAAAACUAAAGUCAAGCUCUCUGUUCUGACCUUCACUGCUUCUCACCUCCAUCAUGGGAAGAAGAUCUACUGUAAUGCCACCUACAACAAACAAGAUGGCAGCACGGAGUCAGCUGUUAGCACAAGUUUAACAGCUGAUAUUUCAUAUUCCCCCAAAGACACCACAAUGUCAGUCAGUCACUCUUGUCCUGUUCCAGAGAGCAUAAAUGUGACUCUGACAUGCAGAAGUUCUGCCAAUCCACCAGUCAAGAGCUACACCUGGUACAGAGCUGACGGAGGCCAGGAGACUCUUAUUGGGACCGGAGCUGUUCUAAACAUCAAAGUAUCUAAAGACGAGCAUCAGUUUUUCUGCAAGGCUGAAAACGACGUUGGAGCUGGACGAUCCCACAUCAGUCAUAUAUAUGUUCAGUAUUCCCCCAAAGACACCACAAUGUCAGUCAGUCACUCUUGUCCAGUUCCAGAGAGCAUAAAUGUGACUCUGACAUGCAGAAGUUCUGCCAAUCCACCAGUCAAGAGUUACACCUGGUACAGAGCUGACGGAGGCCAGGAGACUCUUAUUGGGACCGGAGCUGUUCUAAACAUCAAAGUAUCUAAAGACAAGCAUCAGUUUUUCUGCAAGGCUGAAAACGACGUUGGAGCUGGACGAUCCCACAUCAGUCAUAUAUAUGUUCAGUAUUCUCUCAAAGACACCAAAGUGUCAGUCAGUCCCUCUGGUCCAGUUCCAGAGGGCAGAAAUGUGAUUCUGACAUGCAGUAGUUCUGCCAAUCCACCAGUCAAGAACUACACCUGGUACAGAGCUGACGGAGGCCAGGAGACUCUUAUUGGGACCGGAGCUGUUCUCAACAUCAAAGUAUCUAAAGGAGACAGACGGUUUUUCUGCAAAGCUGAAGACGAUAUUGGAGCUGGACGAUCAAACCUCAUACAAAUAGAUGUUCAAUUUGCUCCACAAAUCCUGCCCUCAUCUAACUGCAGCAACGCUGCAUCCCAGCUCAACUGUUCCUGCAGGACUGUGGGAAAUCCUUCCCCCACUUUGAAGUGGUAUCUGGAUGGGCUGCCUGUCAACCAGUCUGACACGUUUGGAAUCAGCUCUCUAAAUGACACAGGUCUGAGGAGCAUCCUUAUUGUGAACCAACCACAGGAGAGGGAUCUUUCCAACUUGCUCUGCCUCAGUUCCAACUCUCUGGGAUCUGCCAGUCAAUGUUUUUGUGUCGCCAGCCUAAAAUCUCAAGGUUUGUCUGAUGUGUACUGA